AUGGCGGAUCAUCGAGUUUGUGUUGGACAUUUGUGGGCAAACUUUAGAGAUGAAGGGCAUCGAGGGGUUGCACUGAAGGAUAAGCUAUGGGCUGCAGCAUGUGCCUAUACCAAAGCCGAGUUCAAUGCACAUAUGCAGGAGUUAAAAAGAAUGAGCCCAGCUGCUUUUGAGUACUUGGACAAGAUUGAUCCAAGUGGGUGGUCUAGAGCAUGGUUCCACGAUUACCCUAAUUGUGAUAUUUUUGUGAAAAACAUAUGCAAGUGUUUCAAUGCCUACAUUCUGAAAGCUCGUGACAAGCCUAUAUUGACCAUGUUGGAGAUGAUAAGAAUAAAACUUAUGAGGAGGUAUCAGGUCAAAAGGGAUGGCAUUUCAAAAUGGACUGGGAAGUUAUGUCCUAAGGUGGCAAAGAAGCUAAAGUCAAUUGGGCAAGAUGCAAUGGAAUGUGUUUCCCAUUUUGCUGGUGAGAUAUUGUUUGAAGUGGAAGCUCCCAGACGGUUGCGGUAUGUUGUGGACUCGCGUAAAAAAACUUGUGGUUUUAGAAAAUGGGAAAUGACUAGUAUCCCACGUGCGCAUGCAGUUUGUGCUCUACUGUUUGAUUAUGGGGAACCUGAGGAUUAUGUCCAUGAAUAUUACAGUUUAGAGAUGUACAAAAAAGCAUAUGUCUCAUUAAUAUACCCUCUGCCUAGUGAGGAACAAUGGGUUCGUGCUGUCGAGCAUGACAUAUUGGAACCUCCAAGACCAAGAGUCGCCCCAGGUAGACCUAUGAAGCUACGAAUUAGGGGUCCUGAUGAGAGUAAAGACCCUAAAAAUUCAAACAGAAUGAGGAUAUUUGGAGCAAGGAUGAGAUGCUCCAAGUGUAGGGUAUUUGGGCACAAGAAAAGGGCAUGUCCACUAAAUGGGGCUGGACCCUCUGCACAAGCUUCACAAUCUACAACAGAGGUCGAGUGUCCUAGCCAGCCUGCAGCAAGUGUGAGUUGA
Molecule: messenger RNA, 978 nt
Organism: Alnus glutinosa
Lineage: Eukaryota; Viridiplantae; Streptophyta; Magnoliopsida; Fagales; Betulaceae
Exons: 1
Coding region: 1-978 (325 amino acids)
Source: RefSeq, a predicted model, not a curated record